This is a messenger RNA of Labrus bergylta (ballan wrasse), 4120 nucleotides long. RefSeq names its product dynein, cytoplasmic 1, light intermediate chain 1 (gene dync1li1). The record is from RefSeq and is a predicted model, not a curated record. Gene Ontology annotation, cellular component: centrosome; cytoplasmic dynein complex. Gene Ontology annotation, biological process: microtubule-based movement; microtubule cytoskeleton organization. Gene Ontology annotation, molecular function: dynein heavy chain binding. NCBI's taxonomy places the organism in Eukaryota, Metazoa, Chordata, Actinopteri, Labriformes, Labridae.
UACUCUGGGUAAAGGAUGGCGAGGAAGAGGAGGAGGAGGAGGAGUAGAGGAGGGGGAGGAGUAGUGCGCCACUUAACUGGAGUUUGUAAUCCGCCGGUUCCAUGGGGGGGGCGCAGAGAGUGCGCCGUGUCCAGGGACCAGCAACACGUCAGCAUAGAGCAUCAGCGCCAUCUGGUGGUUAUCACCGAGAACUUUCAACACCUUUCAAAUUGAUUUUCUGGUUCUCUGCUUUGAUUGGCUGCGAUACGCCUCGCCGGUCUUAUAAUCAGGGAUGACCGAACACCUGAGACCACUUGGCAGUUAAAUUAAAGUUCACGCUGUGCCCAACAGGUUCACUGGUUCAGAUUAAUUUAGAAGAGUAUAGGCUAAAGACGUUUUUACUGCUGAAAUGGGUAUAUGUAAGAAAUAACUAUAGACUACCGGCAGAUCUUUGCUUGAGGUGCUUUAUGAGUUUUAAUGUUUUGUGCUUUUAUUUGAUUUAAUUUCCUAACUUUUCACUUUGAUCGUUUGUCUUCUCGUCUAAAUUAGUUUUGUAUUGUUUGCAGUAGGAGAACAGUUGCUGAAGGCUGCUCAUAAAUAUCAAUUGAUUCCUGUAAUGCGAUGUGCACUGACUUUUUUACUCAUUAGAUUUUAAUAGGGGCUACAUUAACUUUUGGCUCGACAAACUUUUUCUCGUGAAUAAUCCUAUUGUCUUGUUGAAGAAUGUGCUCCAAUGUUCCCAAAAUCACGGCUCUUUCUCUGAAACCUCUAAUAGUCAAAGCACCAACGCAAUUUGAAUCGCAUCCAGUUCUCACAUGGCAUUACAGCUUUAUCUCUAUCCUGUAGGCUUAGGCACGGUGCCAUAUUAUUAACAAAUCAAGGCAUUGAUUUAGAAGGAAACAAUUUUAAGAGGAUAUAGUCUAAAACGGAUUUGUGUGGAUCUUUUGAAAGCCCAUUUAUCCUGUUAAAUCGGCUACAAGCAUAUCCUGUAUUCAUAUAUUUUCUAAUAGCCUGUCGUUGUCAAAAUAGCUCUGGUGUUUCACAAUUUAAUUUUGGCAUCAAUCACAAUAAACCUUAAAUUAUGACAACAAAUUAUUAUUUCCAUCUGUGGCCAAUUAUUAAGUUUGAUUUUUGAAAUACAACAGUCUUUAAUUGUAGACUCCCCUUUGUUUAUAACCUGGUGUGAAUGAUAAGUCCAGCUCCGUCACUUAGCGAUGGAUGAGAUCAUUUAUGUCUGGAGCAUGGAGUCCAGCUUUGUGCGGGCGGACCACGCCCCGGCCGCGGCGCGGUGCGGUAGUGCACCACUAGGCUAGCUUAGCACUCAGCUGCUACAUCCGGGCGCUCUGCUCGGUGUAGAAACCCUGCGAAGAUGGCGACUUCAGGGAGGAGUGCGAUAUUAUCCUCCACCUCAGCUGGACCCAAGAACACACUGGAGAGCUCCAACACAGAGGAGGAGGACGGACAGGACUUAUGGUCUACCAUCCUGAGUGAAGUUUCAACCCAUUCAAGAUCAAAGCUACCGUCGGGGAAAAAUGUCCUGGUCAUGGGUGAGGUGGGUUCAGGGAAGACAACCUUGGUUGCAAAACUUCAAGGUAUUGAGGAAUACAUGAAGGGGCGUGGCCUGGAAUACCUCUACUUCAGUGUCCAUGAUGACGACAUUGAUGACCACACAAGGUGUAACGCGUGGGUGUUAGACGGAGACCUUUAUCACAAAGGCCUGCAGGGAGUAGCUGUCCCAGUGGACUCGAUCGGGGACACAUUGCUGCUGAUAACGCUGGACAUGUCACGGCCUUGGAAUGCCCUGGACUCUCUCCAGAAGUGGGCAGCCGUUGCUAGGGAACAUAUCGACAAACUCCGAGUCGCCCCGGAAACGCUGCGAGAGCUGGAACACAGACUUGUAAAACAGUUCCAGGAGUACACAGAGCCUGGUAGUGGGGAGGAUGGCACCCCGCAGAGAAGGAGUGAAGAUGAGGAGAGCGUGCUUCUGCCGUUAGGAGACAACACACUAACACAUAAUCUAGGAAUACCAGUGGUGGUGGUCUGUACCAAGUGCGAUGCCAUCAGCACGUUGGAGAAGGAGCACGACUACAGAGACGAGCACCUGGACUUCAUCCAGUCUUACGUCAGGCGUUUCUGUCUGCAGUAUGGUGCGUCUCUGGUUUACACAUCAGUGAAGGAGAUGAAAAACCUGGACAUCCUCUACAAAUACCUGGUCCACAGACUCUACGGCUUCCCCUUCCACUGCCCGGCACAAGUGGUGGAAAGAGACGCUGUCUUCAUUCCAUCAGGCUGGGACAAUGAGAAAAAGAUUGCCAUACUUCAUGAGAACUUCCAGACAGUAAAAGCUGACGACAGCUUUGAGGACGUAGUAGUCAAACCGCCAGUCAGAAAGAUUGUACAUGAAAAGGAGAUUCAGGCGGAAGAUGACCAAGUGUUUCUGGUGAAACUGCAGUCACUGCUCGCCAAACAGCCCGCUGUGACAGCAGGGCGACCAGUGGACACCACCAGUAGAGCACCCACCGGUUCCCCCAGGACGAGCAAUCGCUCUGCUGCGGCCAACGUAGCGAACGCCAUGCCACAGUCAGGUCAGACCAGUGAGGGCGUGUUGGCCAACUUCUUUAACAGUCUACUGACAAAGAAAGCGGGGACAGGGGGUCCUGGGACGCCAGGAGGCGGUAACAACACGCCAGGAACAGUACGCAAGUCAGGUUCUAAGCUGGGCCUGGGUGACGUACAGGCAGAGCUAGACCGUAUUUCCAGCCGGGAGAGUGACUCGGACUUGCCCAAUGCCAACGAGACCCCCGCCACCGACAGCCAGGACACAUGAAGACCACACACUUUACCCUGCUCUCCUUCUCUCUCCCUAUCCCCUGCCUUUCUCCUCAGUGGUCUUCCCUCACUAACCUCCCUUGUCCUUCCUCAAUCCACUCUAUCACCAAGAUGCCGGGAGAAAGAGAGGUGUUGGGGAAAAGGAGGGUUGGACACACAGAUUUACCUCCCUGUCAUCUUUCACUUUCAGAAGAACACCCUCUCUCCUCCCCUGACUCCUUCUCCCACACCUCUUUCUCCUUUUCCCUCCUCCCUCUCUUCUCUUCCUGGCUGUUAUGCUAAGGGCGAAUAUUUGUCACUGUUACAUACAAGACUGUCUGUUACAUGAGGGUAAAUGGAUAUGGGGGACCAAUGGGGGUGUGUGUAGAGGAGAGGGCGAGAAGAAGUCAGAGUCGGGGUUGAAGAAAAAAGAUUGCAAGGAUGAAAGUGUGGGUUUUUCUAUCCAUCCAUUUCUUGUGAUGGUGAAGUUAGCGUUUUUACUGUAGGAACAGCUGAAGGGCGCAUGUGGAAGAGUCUGUCCUUAGGUACUUUAGGGAUGAUUGCGUGAUUGUGUUUCAUGUAAGGUGGGGCAAGUCACGCUUGGCCAGAGGAAGAGAUUGAGAACAAAAAAAAAAUGCCUGAAACAAAAUUGCAAACAGUCUUGUUUUUUAAGAUGAAGGGAAAAACAUACCAGUAUUUGUGUUUGAAUGAUUGUGUGUGUGUGUGUGUGUGUGUGUGUGUGUGAGAGAGUGAGAGAGAGAGAGAGUGGGUGUUAUUAAGUUACUUCAACCUAGCCCUGUGUGUUGAGAGAUUUUUGGCUGUUUGCAUUUCAACCAAAAGGCAAUUACAUUACUAUGCUCUUACACUACAAGCUCUUACAACGGUGGAUACACUAUUAAUACUGCAGCACUGUCUGCUAGUCUACACAAACCAAACAUGACAAGAAAAACGCUUCACACCCAAACACUAGUCCCGUGUAGAAGGCACUUAGGGUACAUCAUGACACUUGGUUCUACAAUUGGCCAAACAGCUGGUGGUACAUACCGCUCCAACCUGUAGAUAACAGACAGUGCACUAAUAAAAGGGAGGGGGAGGGGUAGGUGGGUAGCUGAGCUUUACUUGUACAGAAAGAAGCGCUAGUGAUUCAGUUGAAUAGUUACUGCAGGCAGGGUGGUGGGUGGGCAAAGGGGUCAGUACAAGGGAGGGUCACACCAAGAAUGUACAGUCAUUGUCUCGCUGAUUGGUCCUGUUAUUUCAGAGCUCUGUGUUGGCGUUUGUAUAAUCAGAUCUGUUAAUCAGUCAAAUAAAAGGUGUAUUUAUUCGGAUUCAUCCA